AUGGAGAGGAAGGCUGCACUCUUCAUGGGCUUAAAGGUGAAAAGUCUUCUGGUUGGCUUCCAAGAGCGCCAUCAAGUGGAUGUGUUCAAGAAAGGCGUCCAGAACUUCUAUGACUGCUGCAUCUCAUACCUCCAGGAGUGGGGCUCUCCAUUCACUGAGCUGAAGUGCCUCUCCUGGACACUGCUAGAGCAUGCACCAGAGUGGGAUGAGGUUGAGUGCUCCCUGAGAUGA
Messenger RNA from Knipowitschia caucasica, 231 nucleotides. Lineage: Eukaryota; Metazoa; Chordata; Actinopteri; Gobiiformes; Gobiidae. The record is from the annotation of a GenBank genome assembly.